Molecule: messenger RNA, 5221 nt
Organism: Myotis myotis
Lineage: Eukaryota; Metazoa; Chordata; Mammalia; Chiroptera; Vespertilionidae
Gene: TBX20
Product: T-box transcription factor 20
Exons: 9
Coding region: 493-1836 (447 amino acids)
Biological process (GO): vasculogenesis; positive regulation of DNA-templated transcription; cell fate specification
Cellular component (GO): nucleus
Molecular function (GO): RNA polymerase II cis-regulatory region sequence-specific DNA binding; DNA-binding transcription factor activity, RNA polymerase II-specific
Source: RefSeq, a predicted model, not a curated record
GCUGCGGGCUCCGCGCGCAGUGUCCUCGGGGCCGCGCCGCGCGGCGAUCGGGCUCCCUGCUGUCGCGCCCUGUCUUGGGCUCCUGCCGCUGGGGCCCCGCCGGCUGUCCCCGCGGGGGACGGGGAGGAAGGCCGCGGAGGGGGUGCUGAGGGACCCGGGUCUUUGCGCAGCGGGUGCGCGUCCCCCGCUCCCAGCGGCGCAGCCUGUGGUCCUGCCGCGCGCGCCGGUGCCUGCGCGCCGGGUGGAGCCCGCGGUCCAUCUCCGUCCUCUCCGGCCGGUUCGAAGGCUCUGCGGCUCCAGCACUUCGCGGUGGGGGCGUGGGGGGCCGGUGGGGCGCUCUCGGGGACUUGGGACUGACUCACCUGGAGUCCCCGGCUGCGCUGCGAUUGCACUCGGAAACUUGGCGGCGCGUUUCGGUCUUUGUCUCCCCGGGGGGAGCUGGACGGCACUUCGGCCAGCCCCGUCCCCGGGCAGGACCGCGUCCCGGGGGCCAUGGAGUUCACGGCGUCGCCCAAGCCCCAGCUCUCCUCCCGGGCCAACGCCUUCUCCAUCGCGGCGCUCAUGUCCAGCGGCGGCUCCAAGGAGAAGGAGGCCACGGAAAACACCAUCAAACCCCUGGAACAAUUUGUGGAGAAGUCAUCCUGCGCCCAGCCCCUGGGCGAACUCACCAGCCUGGAUGCUCACGGGGAGUUUGGCGGCAGCGGAGGCGGCGGCAGCCCGGCGUCCUCCUCGCUCUGCACCGAGCCGCUGAUCCCCACCACCCCCAUCAUCCCCAGCGAGGAAAUGGCUAAAAUCGCCUGCAGCCUGGAGACCAAGGAGCUCUGGGACAAAUUCCACGAGCUGGGCACAGAGAUGAUCAUCACCAAGUCUGGCAGGAGGAUGUUCCCUACUAUCCGCGUGUCGUUUUCCGGCGUGGAUCCUGAGGCCAAGUACAUAGUCCUGAUGGACAUCGUGCCCGUGGACAACAAGAGGUACCGCUACGCCUACCACCGCUCCUCCUGGCUGGUGGCAGGCAAGGCGGACCCACCGCUGCCGGCCAGGCUGUAUGUCCACCCAGACUCCCCUUUUACUGGUGAGCAGCUACUCAAACAGAUGGUGUCCUUUGAAAAGGUGAAGCUCACCAACAAUGAACUGGAUCAACAUGGCCAUAUCAUUUUGAACUCGAUGCAUAAGUACCAGCCUCGGGUGCACAUCAUUAAGAAGAAGGACCACACGGCCUCGCUGCUCAAUCUGAAAUCUGAAGAAUUCAGGACGUUCAUCUUCCCAGAGACAGUUUUUACGGCAGUCACUGCCUACCAGAAUCAACUGAUAACCAAGCUGAAAAUAGACAGCAACCCCUUCGCCAAAGGAUUUCGGGACUCCUCCAGGCUCACUGACAUUGAGAGGGAGAGCGUGGAGAGCCUCAUUCAGAAGCAUUCCUACGCCCGCUCCCCCAUCCGCACCUACGGAGAAGAGGACGUGCUGGGGGACGAGGUGCAGACGGCACAGACCCGAGGGUCAGCCUUUACCACAUCCGACAACUUGUCUCUCAGCUCCUGGGUGUCCUCUUCGUCCAGUUUCCCUGGAUUUCAGCACCCACAGUCCCUGACUGCUCUGGGCACCAGCACAGCGUCCAUAGCAACGCCCAUUCCUCACCCCAUCCAGGGCUCUCUGCCGCCAUACAGCCGCCUGGGGAUGCCUCUGACCCCCUCGGCCCUCGCCAGCUCCAUGCAGGGGAGUGGCCCCACCUUCCCCUCCUUCCACAUGCCCCGGUACCACCACUACUUCCAGCAGGGCCCCUACGCCGCCAUCCAGGGACUGCGCCACUCCUCCGCCGUGAUGACGCCUUUCGUAUGACUCUUCUGAGAGCAGGAGAAUCCCAACCCAGAAUGUGCCAGUGGGUUAAAAGGAUCUUCAUCGAGGCCAGCAUCCGGCCAGCAUGCAGAACGACCGAGGGGCGGUGCCUCCCUGUAGGAACUGGGCACAGAGGGAAGCGGUGUUGGUGCUGGAGCAGAGGCAUGCGUGGCUUUGCUUUGUGUCCGCUCGCUGGGGAAGGCGCCGCCAUCAGCUGACGCAUCCUGUUGUGUGAACAGUUGGCAGUGACUUUGCACUGUUCUCUUUGUGAUAACGAAGGGCCAGGGCCUGGCGGGCGCUCUCUCACCAUCUUGUCUUCUUGCUUCCUCAUUCCUUCCUUGCAAAUCCUUGCCAUGUAGGUAGGACAGCUCUUUUGUACACAGUUUUGAAGCUAGAGGCUCUGUGUGCGACAUUGUCAGGCUGGGGGCUUGUUUUUUACUACUGAUUUACUCACUGGGCGUGUUCUCCAGCGGCUCCAGGAGGACACGGAGCCCUGUCCCCUGCAGCGGCAAUGAAGAGCCGGUGGCCCUGUUCCGGAAGGUUCUCCUGUAGGCCCCUUCGUCUGUACUUCAGCUUUGGGAGGCCCUGAGGAUGUUAACAGGCACCGGCCCAUGUUCUCAUGUGAGGUGGGUGGAUCUGCUCUGUGGCUGGGUCAGCUGCCACAGCGGACGGAAGGGAAUUGCGAGUGGCCGUUCUGAGCGCCUGUGUAGCCGCCAGUGUAGGCAUCUAAGCUCACACGGAGUUAGGUGUCCACCUAGCGGAUCUGUCCUGUUCCUCACUGCUACGUCCUGUGACUCCCUUUCCAUGUUUCUAGCCUGUCCUAUGAAAUGACAUGUUGCUCAAUGACUCCCUGACAGAAACACUGCUUCUGAGUACAUCUAAACACGUAUCCACUUUAUUUCCAGCUCUCGCUGUCUCCUUAUCCCUCCUCUGAUGUGGUGUAGUAACUCAUUAUAUUUUAGUUGUAUAUAAUCUCUACUAUUUUGAGGCAACAUAGAUCCAAAUAGUAUUUAUGGUCAGGGUAGUACCGUUGGUAUUUUGCAACAGUUCGUGACCCUAAUAGCAGGCAUUUAACGAGGUUCAUAGACCAUCAGCUUUAGAUACAAUGCAGUUAAGCUGCAGGAGACACCCAGCCUCCUUCACCAAGCUCCCCCAAACGCCAUUUUAAUUGAAUUUGAAUUUUCUCCGUAAUCAUUUUACUCGGUCUGACUGCAAAAGUACUGAAUCUGUUCGAAGAGAUGGGCACUGUUGCUGUGGAGAGCAGAGGUGUAUUUCAGAGCAAAUGCAAUACACUAUCGCAUCCGACACCCCUGGGAUUUUAUUGGGUUGUUUUCACGUUAGGCUUCGCCACAUCAGACACUUUUCUCGGGCACUUGUGGCUUAUGAAACAAGGCAAGAUGGCACAGCCUGUGUAUGGGAUGCUGUCGCUGGACUUUGCAACGGCCGUUCUCUGCUGUAGCCUGAAUUUGCAGAUAGAGAAGCAUGGGCUGAGGCUGCCCAGCAUCUGGGUCCUGUGGCCGACACCGUAGGCCGAUUUAUAGCUUCUGGCAUGUUAUGCUAUAGUAUACACAGGUAGUUUCUUUCUUUUUUAUUUUUUUUGAAGCACAGCACAGUGUGUGUUUCUUUUAGAAAGCAGUUACGAGUAAUGUUUAAAUAGCCAUAGAGCUUAGGAUAGGGAUUUGAUGUUUAAUCGUUGGCCUGUUGCCAGGGGCUCCUUUCAAGACAGUGGCUGCUUCAAGCAGCAACCACAGAAGUAGAUGCUAUUUAACAUGAUGCGACUCAAGACCCUGGUAAAUUACUGGUCUACUAGAGUGAAUCGUACCUGAACUUUCGUUUCAGUGAGACAAAAGGACCAUUUUAAUACAAUUUUGAUAUUUUUCCCAAUCAGUGUGUCUCAGAGGAGGGUGUGUGUUUUGGUUAAAUAUGGGUUUAAACCAGUAUUUCCUGACUUCAUAACUUUACUUUGUAAUCAAGCAAUAAGACUUCACAAUAAUAGAGUGCUUCGAGAGAAGACUAAGACAGCAAAGCAUGCUAUUGGAAAGUCACGUCUGGAAUUUUCAGGGGGAUGUGUUAGUAUUUGGUUUUGUUUGAACCAGAAAAACAAAGCACAAGGACAUGGAGCUCCACCCGUCAGUCACUGUCGCCAUGGGAACCAAGGGUAGGAGUGUACCCCAUCCGAGUCCUGUGAGCUUUUCAGGUUGUUGAUCUUACGUAACUCCUUGGGUAUUCAAGAUUUAAAACUGUUAAGUGUGUCUUACCAAAAGUAAUUACAAGAACUUGGGAAUAAGGGAAUACCAACGGAAUAAGAAAGAGCAUGAGUUAUUUGGCAUGACUUCAAGGUUUCCCCUCAGGUAUCAAAAGUAUGGCUAAUGUGCAGAGCUGCUAGAAAGAGGCCCAGCCACAACUGCUGUAUUGAGCCCAAAGAAAUGAAUUCAUAGCUUAGUGGGGCCUGCAUCUGUGAUUUGUUUGAAAAGCAUUUAUCAAUAAUCCUAAGUUCUGUUAUUUAUCCUACAGAGUAAAUCCUCCCCCUCCUCUGCCCACCCUUAGCAGUAUAAAGACAGACAUUCAGACUGUGUCUAACACAUCCCAAAUCAUUGGGCUACAAGGUCUGCAGUAAUGAAUUUAUAUUGCAUUGCUGGUCCUUCUGAGUUUACAGCAAUGGUACGUUGUCCGGAAGGUGGACCACCAUUCCUGGUGGGUGGGCACACAGGAGGAGCGAUACAAAGCUUCCUGAUGACUCACCAUCUAGCAAAACCCCGCUGUAGGGCUCGAUAUGGGAGUCACACUGAUUUGGGGGGCAUCCCAGGGUCUCCCCUCCCCCACCCUUAUCCACAUCUCUAUCGUUGCACAACAUCCCAACCCCGCCCCCCAAAGAAAAAGGAAAUCCUGUAAAAGCCCAAGAAAUGAGUAUUCUUAGGUAAAGCAUCCUCACCCCAUCCUGCCUCUGAGUUUUUCAGGAAGAUGUUAGGGUAGUUAUCCCCAUUCUGAAGUUCUCACUCGCCUUUCAGGCUGUCCUGCUUGUAUUUAAGCCGAAUUAUAUGGAGAAAAUAGGGCUCCAGUAUAGUGGAUGGAGUGCCCUCACCACCCCAUUAGUGAGGCAGUCAAGCUUCGCCGUGACUCAGUAACUCAAGUGCAAAACUUCGGCUAUGCAAUGUGCAGGGUCACAUGUAAGAAAAACACUCUUUUUACCCAGUCUUCCAUUCACUAGGUAAGGAAAACCGUUUUCAUUAUUAAACAUGUAUGCACUUGAUAAUUAUCACCAGGAUAACAAUAUUAUAUCCUAAAUCUAUAAACUUUUUAAAAAUAUAUUUUUAUUGAUUUCAGAGAGGAAGGGAGAGGGAUAGAGAAAUAGAAACAUCAGUGACGGAGAGUCAUUGAUUAGCUGUCU